CGGCCUGUCCGGCCAGGGUCAGCCAGCCGCCGCAGUCUGGACGCCGAGCUAGCCGGCCCGCUUCUUCUAGACGGCCUCCCCGGGAAGAGAGAGGGCAGCCACUCCCGCCGGGCUGGGAGACGGGCGCUGCCCCCGCCAUGCUCUCCGGACUGGCCCGGGCCGCGGCCCUGAGGCUCGGGGCGCCCUGCGCACGAUGGUUGGGAAGCCGGGCCGGGGUCCCAGCCCACGUGGUGGACCUGCGCAGCGACACGGUGACCAGGCCCGGGCCGGCCAUGAGGCGCGCCAUGGCCGAGGCGGUCGUGGGGGACGACGACUACGGCGAGGACCCCACCGUCCGCGAGCUGCAGGAAAGGGCCGCCCAGCUGCUGGGGGUGGAGCAGACUCUGUUUGUGCCCACCAAUACCAUGGCCAACCUCAUCUGUGUGAUGGGUCACUGCCGGCGCCGGGGCUCCCAGCUCCUCCUUGGGCAGGAGUGCCACCUCCACGUCUAUGAGCAGGGCGGGGUGGCUCAGAUUGCUGGGGUGCACUCUCACUUGCUCCCAGACCUGCCCCAUGGGACCCUGGACCUGGAUGAGCUGGAGAGGGUGAUCACUCGGGGCCUUGGGAACCCAUAUCACCCAGUCUGUGAGCUUGUAUGCCUAGAGAACACACAUAGCAGCUCAGGGGGCCGGGUCCUCCCUAUCGACUACCUCCGCCAGGUACACCUCUUGGCCCAGUCCCAUGGGGCCCGUGUCCACCUGGAUGGAGCUCGACUGAUGAAUGCAGCUGUGGCUCUGCGUGUCCCCCCCGCCCGCAUUGUGGAGCAUUGUGACUCUGUGUCCUUCUGUCUCUCCAAGGGUCUGGGUGCACCAGUGGGGGCCCUGGUCGGGGGGCCCAAGGAUUUCAUCCAAGAAGCGUGGCGACUCCGUAAAGCCCUGGGUGGGGGCAUGCGCCAAGCCGGGGUGCUCGCCGCAGCCGCCCUUGUGGGACUGGCUGAGGCAGAGGAAGAGCUGCCGAGGGACCACGAGAACGCGCGGAGGUUUGCCAGAGGACUCCAGGCCUUGGCAUCGCCCCACUGCUCUGUGGAUCCUGCUGCUGUGGAGACCAACAUGGUGCUGGUGAAGGUGGUCGGGCUGCCUGCUGCGGACCUGUGCCAGCGCCUGCAGGCUGUGAGCCCCGACGAGGUGGCCCAGACAGGCCAUGCUGUGCGCGUGCUGCUGUUUCCCUGGACAGAGCAGUCUGUGCGUGCCGUGUGGCACCGUGACGUCUCCACCCAGGACACUGAGCUGGCACUGAGGAAGUGGGAGUUUGUGCUGAGGCAGUUGGGGCCCUGAGGAUGGGGCCCUGGGCCCUGGGCCCCGGCUGGGAUUGAAGUGGGGCGUGGAAGUGCCCCGAGCCUCUGGCAGAGAAGUACAGGCCAGUCUCUGGGGGAAGAUGACUCCGCCCAGAGCCUACGGUUUUCUCAGUUAUGCAUAUGUGAUGUCCCCACUCAGUCAGAGACAACCAGGCAAGGGAUGGGACAAGAUGUGACUGAAAAUCAAGAGAAAAACACAGACAAAAGAAACAGACACAGGAUCAUAAUAAUGGACUUGUUAUACACAGGAUUUAAAAUAAAAUAUUUAAGAAAUCAAAGGCAAAAGCAUAAAGUUUGACAGACAACUUGAAAUCAUAGGACUACAUGGAAAUUCUAAAACUGAAAAAUAUAAUAAAUUAACUCAGCCGGGCAUGAUGGCGCAUGCCUGGAAUCCCAGCAACAUGGGAGGCUGAGGCAGGAAGAUUGCAAGUUUGAGGCCAGCCUCAGCAACUUAGCGAGACCUGUCUCAAAAUAAAAAAAUAAGAAGAAGAAGAUAAAAAGGGCUGGGGAUGUGGGUCAGUGGUUAAGCAUCCCUAGGUUCACUCCCUGAACAAAAAAAAAAAGAAGUCAGUGGAUAGGUUGGAAAGCAGAUAAGACAUAGCUCAAGAGAAAUGCAUGGAAGAGAAAGAACAGGAAAAAAUAUAUCUGCAUAAACAGACCCAAAAGUCAUUCUGUGAAGAGUAAUCAAAUCGAAAACCCUGGUAAAACUGACCAAGAACGAGAGGGGGAAGCACAGAGAGUUUCUGACAAUAUAAGAAGGAUAAAAUUUAAAUUGCUUGUAUUAUAACCAAGAAUGACUACCACUAA
This is a messenger RNA of Marmota monax (woodchuck), 2140 nucleotides long. RefSeq lists its product as uncharacterized. Gene Ontology annotation, molecular function: L-allo-threonine aldolase activity. NCBI's taxonomy places the organism in Eukaryota, Metazoa, Chordata, Mammalia, Rodentia, Sciuridae. The coding region runs from base 138 to 1313 and encodes 391 amino acids. Gene Ontology annotation, cellular component: cytosol. The transcript is spliced from 7 exons. The record is from RefSeq and is a predicted model, not a curated record. Gene Ontology annotation, biological process: L-threonine catabolic process; glycine biosynthetic process.